Paramisgurnus dabryanus is the source of this 5429-nucleotide messenger RNA. It is a transcript of the gene abi3bpa, whose product is annotated as ABI family, member 3 (NESH) binding protein a. The record is from RefSeq and is a predicted model, not a curated record. NCBI's taxonomy places the organism in Eukaryota, Metazoa, Chordata, Actinopteri, Cypriniformes, Cobitidae. Gene Ontology annotation, biological process: extracellular matrix organization; positive regulation of cell-substrate adhesion. Gene Ontology annotation, molecular function: protein binding.
ACACCAAACCACUGACUCUUAUCAUUUCCAUCAAACCACUUCUCUCUAUCAGUCCAGCACAAGUACACUCUCUCAACAACAGCUAAACACUACAGUUGGCCAUUCUCCACAAAGUACACUUUCGACUCCUUCCAGUACUGUAGCCAAUAAAAAGAAUGUCUUUGUUUCAAGGCAGGCAAUUGAAACUAACAAAGAAUCCAUAUCCAGUACUAAGCCACCCAUUUCUAAAUAUUCGACACAUCCUCAUCACACAACUGACAACUUGACUAAACUGAAACCAACUUCAUAUCCUAUACAACUACUCCCCACAUUAUGGUAUCAGCCCCGACCCAGCACCUCAACACAACAUUCCAGCACGGCAAAACAGCAUGUUAACACCAUUAAAUAUCACCCAGAUAUUACAGAAAUGGCUAAUCACAACAUAAAUAUUACUGAAAGAGCUAAACACUUCCCAGACAUUACCGCAGGAGCUAAACACAACCCAGAUGUUUCUGAAACUGCUAAACACUACAUAGGUAUUACUGGAAGUCCUAAAUACAACCCAGAUAUUACAGAAAACGCUAAACACUACCCAGACACUAUUAAAGGGACUAAAUACUACCCAGAUAUUAUCGAAAGUGCCAAAUAUUACACAGCUAUUACUGAAAAAUACUACCCAGACAUUACAGAAGGUGCUAAUCACUACCCAGAUGUUACCAAAAAUGUUAAACAUUACACAGUUGUUACAGAAAGUGCUAAACAGUACCCAGAAGUUACCCAAGAAGCUAAACUCUACCCACAUGUUACAGACAGUGCUAAACAAUACCCAGACGUUACCGAAGGAGCUAAACACUACCCAGAUGUUACCGAAAAUGUUAAACAUUAUAAAGUUGUUACAGAAAGUGCUAAACACUACCCAGACGUUACCGAAGGAGCUAAACACUACCCAGAUGUUACCGAAAAUGUUAAACAUUACAAAGUUGUUACAGAAAGUGCUAAACAAUACCCAGACGUUACCGAAGGAGCUAAACACUACCCAGAUGUUACCGAAAAUGUUAAACAUUACAAAGUUGUUACAGAAAGUGCUAAACACUACCCAGACGUUAUCGAAGGUGCUAAACACUACCCAGAUGUUACCGAAAAUGUUAAACAUUACAAAGUUGUUACAGAAAGUGCUAAACAUUACCCAGACGUUACCGAAGGAGCUAAACACUUCCCAGAUGUUACCGAAAAUGUUAAACAUUAUAAAGUUGUUACAGAAAGUGCUAAACAUUACCCAGACGUUACCGAAGGAGCUAAACACUUCCCAGAUGUUACCGAAAAUGUUAAACAUUAUAAAGUUGUUACAGAAAGUGCUAAACACUACCAAGACGUUACCGAAGGAGCUAAACACUUCCCAGAUGUUACCGAAAAUGUUAAACAUUAUAAAGUUGUUACAGAAAGUGCUAAACACUACCCAGACGUUACCGAAGGAGCUAAACACUACCCAGAUGUUACCGAAAAUGUUAAACAUUACAAAGUUGUUACAGAAAGUGCUAAACACUACCCAGAAGUUACCGAAGGUGCUAAACACUACCCAGAUGUUACCGAAAAUGUUAAACAUUACCCAGAAGUUACCCAAGGAGCUAAACUCUACCCACAUGUUACAGAAAGUGCUAAACACUACCCAGACGUUAUCGAAGGAGCUAAACACUACCCAGAUGUUACAGAAGGAUCUAAACCGUACCCAGAUAUUACCAAAGCCACUAAACAUUACCCAGAUAUUACAGAACUUCCUAAAUACCACCCAGAUGAUACCAAACCUGCCAGACACUACCCAGAUAUUAACAAAACCGUUAAACUCUACCCACAUGUUACAGAAACUGGUAAACACUACCUGAACGUUACCGAAACCGCUAAACACCUUAACAUUACCGAAACUGCUAAACAUCACCCAAACAUGACCAAACCUGUUAAACACUACCCAAAUAUUACCCAAACUCCUAAACAUCAUCGAAACAUGACCAAAACUGCUAAAUCCACCCCAAAAACUGAAUCCCAGAUUGAAAUUCCAACACCUAACCCUACAGAACAGUUGCCAGGUACCUCAAAAAAUCUGGAACUGAAGCCUACAAAGUCAAAGAUUUUCACCAAACCUGAUGCUGUUCAGGAUUCAUCUGUGACAGAGAAGGUAACAGUAAGGAUGGAUCAACCAAAUGGACAAGCGGUUCCCAGCCAGUCAAAGGACAAACCCCUUACAAAUGAGGUGGCCAAUAGGACCCAGGGCAGAGGUAACUUCCGCAAUUCUUCUUCUGUGCCCCGGCCCUUGGCAGGAAAUGUGACACACAAACCAAGGCUUAAUGGUCGUGUAUCUCCAAAUCAGCCUAUUAAUUCCUCAAUACAACGCAACUCCACCAAUAACAGGAAAAGAGUACCCAGUGGUGAACAUCACAAAGGCCUUCGGAGGCCCAAACCUAGUAAGGUGCCCAGAAAGGAUAUAGUGAAGCAGAAUACGAACCAGGUGCCAGAAAGUACAAACAAGAAAACUGAUAUUGAUCUGAAGCAGUUAGACAAACUGCCAUUAAAGCCUUUAGCUCCACCCACUACUGAAAAACCAACUUAUCAGGAGACACCACAUUAUUUUAAUGGGAGUCGUUUUGACACAGGCGAUAACUCCUCUGUGUUCAGCCCUGUUCCUGUUUCUAAAACAGAUGCAAUGGGAAAAGAACGUUUCAUAGCUCCUCAUGUGGUCUAUAAAACUGACAAACGUCCAGAGGAGCCCUGCUCAGUCACCAAUUCUCUCAGUUACUUUCCCGAAGAGGAGGUGGGGUACAUCAAUGUCACUGGUCCACCCAAGACCCCUCCCUCUAACCUUACUGUGGUGACAGUGGAGGGAUGCCCAUCCUUCGUCAUCCUUGACUGGGAAAAAACUGACAAUGAGACCACAGAAUAUGAUGUUGUAACCACCACCGAGGGUCCAGGUGGAAAGGAGAAGUCUAUUGUGACAACAAAUCAAACACAUACAUCACUGGAGAAUCUGACACCAAAAAGCAGCUAUGAAUUCAAAGUGAUACCUAAGAAUGAACUUGGUACAGGCCCGUCAAGUGACCCAGUCACCUUCAGUACUGAGUCAGCUGAUCCGCGCGUAAGUGAGAUCCCCACAGGUAAAACUGCAAUUUGGUCAUCAUUUCCAUUCAAGGCGGAUUCCUACACCGAAUGCAAUGGGAGGCAGUUCAUAAAGCGAACCUGGUACCGCAAAUUUGUGGGUAUCCAGUUGUGCAACUCUCUUAGAUACAAGAUCUACCUAAGUGACUCUCUCAAAGGAAAGUUUUACAGCAUUGGAGAUCAGGCAGGGUUAGGAGAGGACCACUGUCAGUUUGUUGACUCGUACCUGGAUGGACGAACUGGAGGUCCUCUUUCACCAAACGAGUUACCACCCAGACAAGGCUAUUUCCGGGCUGUGCGUCAGGAACCUGUCAGAUUUGGUGAAAUUGGAGGAAAUUCCCUUAUCAACUACGUGGCCUGGUAUGAGUGUGGAAUACCCAUUCCAGGAAAGUGGUAGGACUCGGAGGACCAGAUGGAAAACAAGACCACCAGGAAAAAUAGAAGAAAUGGUUUUGUUACAUAAUGUGUACAGGGAAUGUUUUUUUUAUCAGGCACAUAUAACAUUAUUUAUAAUCUUACGCAGCGCUCAAAGGUACAGAGAGAUGAAUGUGUUUCUAUUAAGAGUAAAGAGUUUGAUUUUUGAGUAUAUAGGGUAGCAGGCUCCCUGAAAGGCUAAAGCAGAAUGUGUAUAUUAUUUAUCAAAAUGUUGAAUAUGCCAAAAAAUGGUUACCCAACCACUGAAACAGAGGUUUAAGGGUAUUGCCUUACAAUAAGUUCGCAUUGGUUACCAUUAGUAAUGUUAACAGUGAGCAAUAUAUUUUUUCAGCAUUUAUUAAUCUUUGUUAAUAUUAGUUAAUGUUGUUCAGUUGUUCAUGUUAGUUUAUUAUGCAUUAACUAAUGUUAACAUACACAACUUUAGAUUAUAAAAAUUUUUUUGCAAAUGAACAAAUGCUUUAGAAGUAUCGUUCAUUUUUAGUUCAUGUAACAGUAGCAUGUAUUGUUAAAAAAAAAUAACAACUUUGCUUAAACCAGCUUAAAAUAAAUACUUAAAGGCGGGGUGCAUGAUCUCUGAAAGCCAAUGUUGACAUUUAAAAUCACCUAAACAAACACGCCCCUUCUCCAAUAAAAUCUGAACCUUCUUUCGAUAGAUCCGCCCCACACAUACGCAACUCAGGCAAUGAUGUCGGUUAGAAGACACGCCCCUUACUGCUGAUUGGCUACAAGUGUGUUUUGGUAGUCAGCCCGACACCCUUUUUCAAAGUGUUUUUCAAAAAUUAGAUUUCUGUUGAGACAUUCAGAUGGUAGAGUCAGAAUUUGGCGUAAACAGAAUGAGAACAUGGAUCCGUCAUGCCUUAUUACCACUGUGCAGGCUGCUGCUGGUGGUGUAAUGGUGUGGGGGAUGUUUUUUGGCACACUUUAGGCCCCUUAGUGCCAAUUGCGCAUCGUUUAAAUGCCACGGCCUACCUGGGCAUUGUUUCUGACCAUGUCCAUCGCUUAAUGACCACCAUGUACCCAUCCUCUGAUGGCUACUUCCAGCAUUUCUUAAGAAUGCUUUCAGCAUGUUGAACAAAGGCAGUUCUGAAGGCAAAAGGGGGUCCAACACAGUAUUAGUAUGGUGUCCCUAAUAAUCCUUUAGGCGAGUGUACUGUAUGUUAAGGUGUGUCAAUGCAAGGUGUUUUCAAAUUAUGGCAGCUCAAACAUGCAUUUUAGUCUGGGACUAGCAUAAGCCCUGCCCGAGAAACCGCCCCAUUCUGUAUAUGUUUAUGAAAUCUGUUUUUAAUGUUUAUUCUCUUAGUACGUCAUGCUCCAAGACUUCUGUUGUAGGUGCAGUGAAAGUACACUUUUUUUUGUGUUGAGAAACCAGCCAAUAGUUUUCUUUGGUAAUCAACAGCAUGCAUAAAUAGUAGUGUUAAAGCUUAACUUGCACUGUUGCACAACUUAAAGGAAUGUUCCAAACAUAACAGCUUACCCACAAUGUUAAUUUUUAGAGGAUUUAAAAACAAUUUUUUUUUAUUAAAUAUUCAAUUUUUUAUGCAAUUGUAUGUAUACUACAGAUCAAUAUCAGGAGUGCAACAUCAGUUAGGAAUAUCUAUUGUUUUGUACAUAAGUUUAAUGAAUAAUUCAAUGAUUUCCAGAGAAAACUUUUAUAUGUCGAAUUUCAUGAAACUUGUUUUAUGUUUUUGUAAGGUUUAAAUGAAUUUGUUUUACAAAUGAAAGCACAAGCAUCUUGUUUAUGAUACAAAAACUGUCAGUCUAUGAAAAUAUCUGAUAUAAUUUGUCCUCAUGUUGCUAUAUAAAUGGUUUUUAAAAAUUCAUUCAGCAGAUGAACAUUCAUCCUUUCCAAUAAAAAAAUAAGCUUCUCAUCA